Molecule: messenger RNA, 1425 nt
Organism: Cryptosporidium ubiquitum
Lineage: Eukaryota; Apicomplexa; Conoidasida; Eucoccidiorida; Cryptosporidiidae
Exons: 1
Coding region: 1-1425 (474 amino acids)
Biological process (GO): protein dephosphorylation
Cellular component (GO): protein phosphatase type 2A complex
Molecular function (GO): protein phosphatase regulator activity; calcium ion binding
Source: RefSeq, a predicted model, not a curated record
AUGAUACUAUUGGAUAAAGACAUCCAAUGCUUAUUUUUUGAGUUUGUCUCGAGUAAAAUUAGUAUAAAUAUUAAUGAUGAAAAUACAGCAUGUGGGAAUUACACUGUGAAUUUAAUUAAUAAUACUAAAAAUGAAUCAUCUAUUUUAAAAAAAUCAGAGAAUGAGGAAAUAAUAGAUAAACUGAAGAAGAUAUUUCUAGAUAAGGAGAACAACUGUAUUAAUUAUGAUGAAUGGGAAACCCAAGUAGUAGAAGGGUUGUUAGGAAUGAAUAAGCUUUGUUCAGGAACUUUAUAUGAGAUGAUGAAUGAUGAAGUAAACGUAAAAAACUCAGUUCCAGAAGUUUAUUUGAAUCAUAGAAAUUCUGUUCAGAUAGAGUAUAAUAAAGUGGAGGAGUUGGUGUGUAAGAAACUGAAUUUGGUUCAGUUUUAUGGUGGGUUAAAUUAUUUUAAGUUACUAUCAAAAUUGUCAGAAUCAAAGGAUUACAUUUAUCCUUUUGGAUUUAAACCAGUAUUGGAGGAAAUAGUAAAUAGGCAUAAAGCAUUACAAUUUUUAGUUAAAAAUGAAAUAUUUAAAGAGCUCUAUAUUGAAACAAUAAUAUCUAGGAUAUUUUAUGAAUUGGAUACACUAGAAUUACGAAAAUUAAGGUUUAAGGAUUUUAAAAACACAAAUUUGGUGGAUGUAUUAAUAAAUAUGAAUGGAAAUGAAUCAUUUGACGACUUAAUCAAUUACUUUAAUUACCAACACUUUUAUGUUUUAUACAGUCGUUUUGUUGAGUUAGACAUUGAUGAAGAUCAAUAUUUAUCCUUGGAUGAGUUUAAAAAACAUGAUUUUGGAUCAAUAACUGAGUGCGCCUUGAAAAGAAUCUGGGAUUGUAAUAUAAAAGAGAAAAAGGAAUUGUUUCAGGAUGAAGUAAACCCAGAUCGAAAAAUGAGCUAUCAUGAUUUUAUUUAUUUUUACAUUAGUGAUGAAGAUAAGACAACAGAAAGAAGUAUUAGGUAUUGGUUUGAGAUUAUUGAUUUUGACUGUGAUGGAUGGAUAAGUUUUAAUGAAAUUGAUCAUUUCUUUAGAGAGCAGAAGAACAGAUGUAAUGAUUUAAAUUAUUUUAUUCCAGAAUUGAAUAAUAUUUCUUGCAUGAUGAAUGAUUUACUUAUGCCAGGUGUACACGGAAAAUACAGGCUGGAUGAUUUUCUAAGAAACAAAUUGGUUGCAGGUCAUUUUUUCAAUGUUCUAGUUAAUACAAAAAAGUGCCUUACUUCAAUGUUCAUGGAUGCAGAACUAAAUUCACUGCAAGCAGUUGUUCUUCCAAAGCUGGGUUGUAAAUCCCUUUCUCCUUGGGAAUUACAUUGCCAAUAUCAAUAUCAGAUCAUUCAAGAUUCAAGAAGUGAAGAAAACACUGAGGCAAAAGAGAGAGAGAAACAACAAUAA